AUGCAUCGACGGAGCAUCCGUCGGCUAGUAGCGCGGCGGAGCAAUCUUGCAGCGCCACAGCAGGAGGGAGUACCUUUGUCGAAUUGGCAGGUGUGGAAGAUGCCAUCAGAAGAUGGGCUGAGCAACGACGUUGAAUCGAUGGAGGUGUGGGGAGAAAUCGAUGUCCACUUCCAAGGAAUGUUCGCCAGAAACCCCAUACGCUACACCGGUGGAAUUACUCAGAGGUUUUCGGACAUCGAUUUCGCAGGAAUGGACAAGGAUGGGUGUGUUGCGUUCAUCAAAAGGUUCAUUGGGGAAAAGUGUGAGAAGCUCUAUUACUACCAACUUGAUAUUGAUUUUCCAAAAGGUUUGACUCUAAUUUGCAAUGACCCCGAUUAUUACGACUUCAUAGCAAUUGCAUAUGAAUGUGGUGUUAUACUCCCUAUGUAUGUAGACCAUUUUGGGAAUAGUAACAUACAUGAAUGGUUGGAUGAACACAAAGACAAGUUUUUUGGUAAUGUACAGGAAGAAGUACUUGAUGGUGCAGGACUGGUUAAGGAGGUUGCAAUAGGGCAUCGGGAUUUGGGUGACACAAACGAUGAGGAAGUGAAUGGCGACAAUGAUGACGACGAGGAUGAGGAUGUCGAUGACGAUGAGGAUGACCAUCAGAAGCCUCAUUUUUUUAUAAAGGGUAAUGAGAUUCAGGUAGACAUGGGUAAGAAAGCAGGUGUAGGUGAGUCUUUCGAAGAAGACAUGGGUGACAAUGAAGAUGUUUAUCCUGAAUUUCCAAACAUUUUCAAUGAUAAGCUUAACUGGAAGGAGUAG
Messenger RNA from Lactuca saligna, 804 nucleotides. Lineage: Eukaryota; Viridiplantae; Streptophyta; Magnoliopsida; Asterales; Asteraceae. The record is from the annotation of a GenBank genome assembly.